GCGGUAAAACGUAAAUAACCCAACUUAAGGGGUAUUCUCCCAAUAGAUCCAUUUUGCUUUUUCUUUUAUGUUUUAUUAUAUUCUUGGAAAUAUACCACUAGGGAACCCGAACUAUGAAGAAUGUGUCAUUUGUGUCCUAAACUAUCCAAUAUGACAUUUGUAUCCUAAACUAUAAUUUGUUAGAAUUGACCGACGUUGACCGUUAGUUUAUAAUAGAAAGUCUAGUCAGCGCUGAUGUGGCAUCUAAAGUGGAAUUUAUAAUUAUUUUCCAUGUAAGAGAAGAAAAUGAAAAAAAAUACAAAAAUAAAAAGAAAAAACAUAAACUAAUCGAUUUGGGGAUUUCCCGUACCCUCUCCCGUCUCCCAACCUCUGUCGUUGAUUGUAAAUCGUGCCUCCGGAGAAAUUCCCAUCGUAGAGUGCGGCGCCUCACUAGCGGAGAUUGCGGCCACUCUGGUAUGGGCCGCAGACUCUGAUGAUGGUGAUGGUGGGCUUCGAGGGUUGGAGACGGAGACGGAGUAGGAAGCAAGGAGGCGGCAGAAGCGACCGAGCAUGUCGGAGGCUUAUGGGUUCUUGGUGGGGAGCUGGGCAGCGAUGUCUGUGGGGGAAAGGCAAGCCCCGAGGCCGGAUUGGGCAAUGAUCUCGAGGAGGUCGAGCUCGAGCACCGAUUUGAGCACCAUGGGCAGGACAGAGGCACUGGCCAGCUGCCUUGCGAACAGGUUGGCUUCCUCGUCAGAGACCUGGGUUGGUGUCAUCUUCCAUUCUUCGAUUGACAGCGGCGACGAGGAUUAAUUGUUUGAGAGCAGCCAUUGUUUGACAACAACGAAGAGAGCAUCCAUUCACUCCAGGGAUUUAUGGACAGCUACGGGGAUUUUCGAUUGUUUUGGGUUUUAUUUGAAUUUUGGAUGAUUAAUAUGGGUGAGUUUAUAUUUUUCUGAUUUUAAUAUUUUCAAUUUUAGUAUUUAUUUAAUUUUGAAUUAAAAAUAUGAGGUGUCAAUGAUAUGACAUCUAUGUGGCUGCCACGUGUUUACCACGUGAGCAAAAGUCAACAUCAAGUUUACCUCAUCGAGAAGUGUCCUAAAAAUUGACAUCAUGAAGGCUUUUGAUUCGGUAAAUUGGUCUUUUCUGUUUAAAAUGCUCUUAGCUAUGAGAUUUCCAGAAUCUUUUGUUUGGCCAAUAGAGGCUUGUCUUACAACCCCCAAGCUCAGUGUCUCUUUUAGUGGAGGUCUGUGUGGUUAUUUCUCUACUGGAAAGGGUCUCAGACAAGGAGACCCCCUCUCUCCUUGUUCACUGUGGCAAUGGAGUACUUUUCUUGUUUAAUUCACAAGGCAGCUAUAGACAAUCAAGUCCCCUACCAUCCCCGUUGUAAAGAUUAGAGAUUACAUAUUUGUGCUUCGCAGAUGAUCUCUUAGUGUUUACAAAUGGAUCAAUUCUAGGGGUGGCUGGUAUACAAAGAGUGCUAGCACAGUUUUAUGUUAAAUAUGGCCUUCGUUGUAACCCUGCAAAAUGCCAACUGUUUUGCUGUGGAAUUCCUUAUGGAGAAAAACAAUGGAUCUCUUCUUUUACUAGAUUCCCUCUGGGAUGCUUGCGUGUUUGUUAGCUAGGUGUGCCAUUAAUCUCAAGUAAGCUUUCUUCUGUUGUUUGCUCAGUGCUUGUUGAUAGAGUUACACAAAGAAUUAGAACCGGGCAUGCAAAGAAGCUAAGUUAUGCUGGUAGGCUACAACUGGUUUCUUCUGUUAUUACAAGUAUUAUGGUUGGAUGGCUUUAUUCGUACUACCACAAAGAAUUCUGAAAGACAUUGAGAAGAUAUUUAACCAAUUCUUGUGGGGUGUUGGUGGCUCGAGUAUGAGGAAGAAAUCUCUAGUGGCAUGGUCCUUUGUGGCUCUGCCAAAAGUUGAAGGAGGAUUGGGGAUAAGGGAUUUUAAAAAGUGGAACCAUGCAUGUGUAGUCACUACAACAAAUUUGGUCUAGUAUGACAAUUAUUUUAUUUUGUCAUUUAUCUUUUGUCACAAAUUUGGUCUAGUAUGACAAUUAUUACCAUAUAUGACAAAUAGAACCAUUGUCAAAUUUGCCAUAUCUUUUGUGACAAAUUAUUCUUUUGUCAUUUACAUGCGUCACAUUAACAUUCUAUUGUGAUGAAAAUCUUUUUGUCAUUGGUAAUUUGUCAUAAAAAUCUCGAUGGGAUGACAAUAGAACAAUAUAAUCUGACAACAUUUAUUGUCGUAUUUUAUGUUGUCACAUUACAUAGCAUACGAUGUUUCGUGUGACAAGUCUUGUUGUCUUAAUAGUGUGUUGAUGAGGAGGCUUUUUGGCGGGAGGUUUUGGGGGGAAAUGUGGGUUGUAUGAUGUGACAAAUUAGGUGUUUGUCAUAAUGUCGAUAGUUUUUGUGACAAGUUGUUUUUGUCAUAAUGUCUAACAUCAAUUGUAGAGGAGAUGAUAUAAUAUGACAAAGCAUGAUGAGUCAUAUUAUGUUUAUUGAUAAUAUCAAUUUGGCAGGAACAGGGGAAAUGAAAUUAUUAAAUGAAAAAUGAUUAAUAUGACAAAAUAUAUUAUCAAAUUACCUAUUCACAAGAGUUAAUAUGAAGAGUAUAUUAUAUCAUUAAAAUGAUAGUAUGCGAAUUUGUCACAAUAUGAAUUUGUUAAUGGCGGGAAACUAAUGGAGGGAAGAAUGAAAUGUCUAAAAUGAC
Molecule: messenger RNA, 2684 nt
Organism: Linum trigynum
Lineage: Eukaryota; Viridiplantae; Streptophyta; Magnoliopsida; Malpighiales; Linaceae
Source: the annotation of a GenBank genome assembly